Lepus europaeus (European hare) is the source of this 6297-nucleotide messenger RNA. RefSeq names its product autophagy related 2A (gene ATG2A). Gene Ontology annotation, cellular component: phagophore assembly site; extrinsic component of membrane. The transcript is spliced from 40 exons. NCBI's taxonomy places the organism in Eukaryota, Metazoa, Chordata, Mammalia, Lagomorpha, Leporidae. Gene Ontology annotation, molecular function: phosphatidylinositol-3-phosphate binding. The record is from RefSeq and is a predicted model, not a curated record. Bases 68 to 5950 code for a protein of 1960 amino acids. Gene Ontology annotation, biological process: autophagosome assembly; autophagy of mitochondrion; reticulophagy.
AGCGCCGCCGGACGGGGAUCACCGGCGGGCGGCGAGCGGAGGCGGCCCGGGCCCGGCGGUCUCCGAGAUGUCACGAUGGCUGUGGCCGUGGUCGAACUGUGUGAAAGAGCGGGUCUGCCGCUACUUGCUGCACCACUACCUGGGUCACUUCUUCCAGGAGCACCUCAGCCUGGACCAGCUCAGCCUGGAUCUCUACAAGGGCAGCGUCGCCCUCCGGGACAUCCACCUGGAGAUCUGGUCUGUGAACGAGGUGCUGGAGUCCAUGGAGUCGCCGCUGGAGCUGGUAGAAGGCUUUGUGGGCUCCAUCGAGGUGGCCGUGCCCUGGGCCGCCCUGCUCACCGACCACUGCACGGUGCGCGUGUCCGGCCUCCAGCUCACCCUGCAGCCCCGCCAGAGCCCAGGGCCAGGGCCUGCAGACUCCCAGAGCUGGGCCUCCUGCAUGACCACCAGCCUGCAGCUGGCCCAGGAGUGUCUGCGGGCCGGGAUGCCGGAGCCCUCGGAGCCCCCGCAGCCACUGGAGGGGCUGGAGAUGUUCGCCCAGACCAUCGAGACUGUGCUGCGGAGGAUCAAGGUGACCUUUCUGGACACGGUUGUGAGAGUGGAGCGCUCGCCGGGCGACGGGGAGCCAGGCGUGGCCGUGGAGGUCCACGUGCAGAGACUGGACUACUGUGACGAGGCCGUGCGAGACCCGAGCCAAGCGCCGCCGGUAGACGUGCACCAGCCGCCCGCCUUCCUGCACAAGCUGCUGCAGCUGGCCGGCGUCCGCCUGCACUUCGAGGAGCUCCCGCCCCAGGAGGAACCUCCGGAGCCCCCCGUGCAGAUUGGCAGCUGCUCAGGGUACAUGGAACUCGUGGUGAAGCUGAAACAAAACGAAGCCUUCCCGGGCCCCAAGUUGGAGGUGGCGGGACAGCUGGGCUCCCUGCACCUGCUCCUGACCCCACGGCAGCUCCAGCAGCUUCAGGAACUGCUUGGCGCCGUGAGCCUCCCAGACCCCGAAGGCCUGGCUGACAAGCUGAACAAGAGCCGGCCACUGGGCGCCGAAGACCUGUGGCUGAUUGAACAGGACCUGAACCAGCAGCUGCAGGCGGGCGCCGCGGCGGAGCCCCUCAGCCCAGACCCUCUUUCCAACCCCCUUCUGAACCUGGACAGCACCGACCUCUUCUUCUCCAUGGCGGGCCUCACCAGCAGCGUGGCCUCAGCCGUCUCCGAGCUCUCGCUCUCAGACGUGGACCUGGGCUCCUCAGUGCACAGCCGCGUGGGCUCCCGCCGGGCUUCUGCCCAGGCCCCCCGAGCUGGCAAGGCGGCCCCCACGCCUCUCCCAGACACCCUGCGCCCUGACUCGCUGCUGAAGAUGACCUUGGGGGGCCUGACCUUGACCCUGCAGCAGACAUCCGCCCCGUCUCCUGGCCCACCUGACCUCGCUGCCCGCUUUUUUGCCGAGUUUGAUGCCGCCAAGGAGGGGCCUAUCGGCUCCCGUGACUUCCACCACCUGCGGCCCCACUUCCAGAGAGCCUGUCCCUGCAGCCACGUGCGGCUGACGGGCGCGGCGGUGCAGCUGUCCUGGGAGCUGCGCACGGGCAGCCGAGGCCGGCGGACCAGCAGCACGGAGGUGCACUUCGGGCAGCUGGAGGUGCUGGAGUGUCUCUGGCCCAGGGGCGCCUCGGAGCCGGAGUACACGGAGAUCCUGAGUUUUCCCAGUAACCUGAGCUCCCAGGCCUCAGCUCGGCCUUCCGCCCACCUGCGCCACACCCAGACCCUGCGUCGUGUGCCCAAGAGCCGACCCCGGCGCUCAGUUGCCUGCCAUUGCCACUCAGAGCUGGCCUUGGACCUGGACGACUUCCAAGCGGACGUGGAGCUCGGGGCCCUGGACCGGCUCGCUGCCCUGCUGCGCCUGGCCACCACACCCCCCGAGCCGCCUGCCGGCCUCCUGACAGAGCCCCCGCCGAUGACCGAGCAGCAGACCGUGUUUCGGCUGGCGGCGCCCCGGGCCACACUGCGGCUGCGCUUCCCCAUCGCCGACCUGCGGCCCGAGCGCGACCCCUGGGCAGGCCGGGCCGUGCGGGCCGAGCAGCUGCGGCUGGAGCUGAGUGAGCCCCAGUUCCGGUCAGAGCUUAGCAGUGGGCCCGGGCCCCCAGCGCCCACCCACCUGGAGCUCACCUGCUCCGACCUGCAUGGUGUGUACGAAGACGGCGAGAAGCCACCUGUCUCCUGUCUCCGAGUCUCCAAAGCCCUGGACCCCAAGAGCACUGGGCACAAGUACUUCCUGCCCCAGGUAGUGCUGACCCUGAACCCCCAGGCCAGCAGCGCGCAGUGGGAGGUGGCCGCACAGAAGGGAGAGGAGCUGGAACUGUCCACGGAGAGCCCCUGCGAGCUGCAGGAGCCCGAGCCCUCGCCCUUCUCCUCCAAGAGGACCAUGUACGAGACGGAGGAGAUGGUGAUUCCCGGAGACCCCGAGGAGAUGCGGACAUUCCAGACUCGGACCCUGGCGCUGUCCCGCUGCACCCUGGAAGUGACCCUGCCCAGUGCCCACAUCUUCCUGCCUAGCAAGGAGGUCUACGAGAGCAUCUACAACAGGAUCAACAAUGACCUGCUCAUGUGGGAGCCCGCGGACCUGCUGCCCACCCCCGGCCCCGCCGCCCAGCCCCCCGGCUGCCCCAGCCCCUCUUCCCUGUGGCACGACAGCUUCAAGAUGUGCAAGUCCGCCUUCAAGCUGGACUCGGACUCAGACGAUGAAGACGCCCCCUUCUUCUCCGUGGGGGCAUCCGGUGCCCCCCAGCAGCCGCCGGCCGCUGAGCCCUCGAGCUCUGCUCUCUCCCAGAGCACCCUGUCUGCCCUGGUGACGGUGCUGAAGGGUCGGAUCACAGUGCUCUGCGAGGCCAAGGACGAGGGUGGCGGGCGGCUGGAGGCCGUGCACGGGGAGCUCGUGUUGGACGUGGAGCAGGGCACCAUCUUCAGCGUCUCCCAGUACCGGGGCCAGCCUGGACUCGGCUAUUUCUGCCUGGAAGCUGAGAGGGCCACCCUGUACCACCGAGCGGCCGUGGACGACUACGUGCUGCCCACUCACCUGGAGCUGCCCAGCUGUCCCCCGCCGGCCCGGCUAGCCCCCACCAUCUACCCCUCAGAAGAAGGCGUGACCGAGCAGGGCGCCUCGGGCCGCAAGGGCCAGGGCCGGGGCCCGCACAUGCUGUCCGCUGCUGUGCGCAUCCACCUGGACCCCCACAGGAACAUCAAGGAGUUCCUGGUGACGCUGCGGCUGCACAGAGCCACCCUGCGCCACUACAUGGCCUUGCCUGAGCAGAGCUGGCACUCCCAGCUGCUGGAGUUCCUAGGCGUGCCUGACGACCCUGUGCUGGGCUACCUGCCCCCCACGGUCAUCACCGUCCUGCACACACACCUGUUCUCCUGCGCCGUGGACUACAGGCCGCUCUACCUCCCCGUGCGAGUCCUCAUCACCGCGGAGACCUUCACGCUGUCCAGCAACAUCGUCAUGGACACGUCCACCUUCCUGCUCAGGUUCAUCCUCGACGACUCGGCCUUGUUCCUGUCCGACAAGUGUGAGGUGGAGACCCUGGAUCUGCGGCGAGAUUACGUCUGUGUCCUGGAUGUUGACCUCCUGGAGCUUGUGAUCAAAACCUGGAAGGGGAGCACGGAGGGCAAACUGAGCCAGCCGCUGUUCGAGCUGCGCUGCUCCAACAACGUGCUGCACGUGCACAGCUGUGCUGACUCCUGCGCCCUGCUGGUCAACCUGCUGCAGUACGUACUGAGCGCGGGCGACCUGCACCCCCCGCCCCGGCCCCCCAGCCCCACGGAGAUCGCCGGCCAGAAGGUACAGCUCUCGGAGAGCCCCGCCUCCCUGCCCGCCUGCCCCCCGGUGGAGACGGCCCUCAUCAACCAGCGGGACCUGGCCGACGCCCUGCUGGACACUGAGCGGGGCCUGCGGGAGCUGGCCCAGCCCUCAGGUGUGGGGACGUGCCGGGGACAGCAGAUGCAGCCAAGUGUCCACAGCAGGCACGUCCCCAGACCGGCCUGUCUCUCUCCCGUAGGUGGCCCGCUCCCUCAGGCCUCUCCCGUCUCCGUCUACCUGUUCCCAGGUGAACGGAGUGGGGCCCAGCCCCCUUCGCCUCCUGCCGGGGGCCCUGCUGGCAGCUUAGGGGCCCGGUCCGAGGCAAAGCAGAAUGAAAAGGAAGAGGAGGGGGAAGCAGACACACUGGACAGCGACGAGUUCUGCAUCCUGGACGCCCCUGGCCUGGGCAUCCCGCCUCGAGACGGGGAGCCCGUGGUGACGCAGCUGCACCCAGGCCCCAUCGUCGUACAGGACGGACACUUCUCGCGGCCGCUGGGCAGCACGGACCUGCUGCGGGCCCCCGCCCACUUCCCCGUGCCCAGCAGCCGCGUGGUGCUCCGUGAGGUCUCACUCGUCUGGCACCUGUACGGGGGCCGGGACUUCGGCCCCCACCCUGGCCACAGGGCGAGAGUUGGCCUCCCAGGCCGGGGCUCCCCUUCCCGCUGUUCCGGCCCCAACCGGCCCCAGAACACGUGGCGGACACAGGGGGGCAGCGGGCGGCAGCACCAGGUCCUCAUGGAGAUCCAGCUCAGCAAGGUGAGCUUCCAGCACGAGGUGUACCCAGCGGAGCCAGCCGCAGGCGCUGCGGCCCCCGGCCCGGAGCUGGAGGAGCGGCCACUGUCGCGCCAGGUGUUCAUCGUGCAGGAGCUCGAGGUCCGGGACCGGCUCGCCUCCUCCCAGAUCAACAAGUUCCUGUACCUGCACACCAGCGAGCGCAUGCCGCGGCGCGCGCACUCCAACAUGCUGACCAUCAAAGCGUUGCACGUGGCCCCCACCACCGCCGUGGGUGGGCCCGAGUGCUGCCUCCGCGUCUCCCUGAUGCCCCUGCGGCUGAACGUGGACCAGGAUGCCCUCUUCUUCCUCAAGGACUUCUUCACCAGCCUGGCAGCUGGCAUCAACCCCAUGGUCCCAGGGGAGAGCUCCGCGGAGGCUCACCCUGAGACGCGAGUCCGACCCAGCAGCCCCCAGGAAGGGCAGCCGGAGGGCGUGGAGACGGCAGGUGCACGGGAGGCCGCGGCGGGCGGGCACAGCUCCCCCUCGGCAGAGCGGCAGCCGGUCUACUUCAGGGAGUUCCGCUUCACAUCGGAGGUGCCCAUCUGGCUAGAUUACCAUGGCAAGCACGUCACCGUGGACCAAGUGGGCACUUUCGCUGGCCUCCUCAUCGGCCUGGCUCAGCUCAACUGCUCGGAGCUGAAGCUGAAGCGGCUCUGCUGCCGGCACGGGCUCCUGGGUGUGGACAAGGUGCUGGGCUAUGCUCUUAACGAGUGGCUGCAGGACAUCCGCAAGAACCAGCUGCCCGGCCUGCUGGGCGGCGUGGGCCCCAUGCACUCAGUCGUCCAGCUCUUCCAAGGGUUCCGGGACCUGCUGUGGCUGCCCAUUGAGCAGUACCGGAAGGACGGGCGCCUCAUGCGGGGGCUGCAGCGGGGGGCUGCCUCCUUCGGCUCCUCCACAGCCUCCGCCGCCCUGGAGCUCAGCAACCGGCUGGUGCAGGCCAUCCAGGCCACGGCGGAGACCGUGUACGACAUCCUGUCCCCGGCGGCACCCGUCUCCCGCUCCCUACAGGGCAAACGCUCUGCCCGAAGGCUGCGCAAAGGCCAGCAGCCUGCCGACCUGCGGGAGGGCGUGGCCAAGGCCUAUGACACGGUUCGGGAGGGCAUCCUGGACACGGCUCAGACCAUCUGUGACGUGGCGUCGCGGGGCCACGAGCAGAAGGGGCUGACGGGCGCCGUGGGGGGUGUGAUCCGCCAGCUGCCGCCCACCGUGGUGAAGCCACUCAUCGUGGCCACAGAGGCCACGUCCAGCCUGCUGGGGGGCAUGCGCAACCAGAUCCUCCCCGACGCCCACAAGCACCACGCCCUCAAGUGGCGCUCCGAGGCCCAGGACUGAGCCGAGGGCGCCCGGGACCCAGGGGGCUAGGCCUGGACCCUUCAGGGACGCCACUGUGAAGGGCCUUGGCCCCCGUUGCCAGUUCGCCGCGAGGCCGGGGCCCUGCCCUGCGGCCUCAGCCUGCCUGCACUUUCCUCGGGCCUGCGCCGCCGGCCGGGCCCACGCCGCCGCCCCAUCCCAGGAUGGGCGCUUCCGGACUCUUGGACCUGACCGCACUCAGCCAAAUGUCUUUCCGUGUCUCGGGGAGGCAGGGGACAGACACCGUGUGGUUCAGUGUAUUAUUUUUACGCUCCUUGAGCGUGUGGGUCGGUGUCUGCAUGAAGUGGAAUAAACCGCGCCCACCGCCA